Molecule: messenger RNA, 538 nt
Organism: Episyrphus balteatus (marmalade hoverfly)
Lineage: Eukaryota; Metazoa; Arthropoda; Insecta; Diptera; Syrphidae
Gene: Cox17
Product: cytochrome c oxidase copper chaperone
Exons: 3
Coding region: 159-371 (70 amino acids)
Cellular component (GO): mitochondrial intermembrane space
Molecular function (GO): copper ion binding; copper chaperone activity
Source: RefSeq, a predicted model, not a curated record
CGCAUGUGACAUUUGAAUUUUAAAACAGUUAUGUCAAUAAAUACGUCAAAAUAAAAAAAGGUGCCCAAUGAAAUAAAAUUUUUCCUAAGCAAAAUUUUGUAAAUUACUCCUCGAAAAAUUGAAAAUCUCUAGAUUGCAACAACUUUAAAAAUUUUAAAAUGGGAAAUGCACCUGUAAAAGAAGCAGUUCAAGCUGCCGCAACAAAUGUUACUGGAGUCCAACCAGAAAAACCCAAAUGCAAAGCAUGUUGUGCAUGUCCCGAAACCAAAAGAGUUCGCGAUCAAUGUAUUGUAGAAAGAGGCGAAGAAAACUGCACACAGCUGAUUGAAGCGCAUAAGCAAUGCAUGCGCAGGGAGGGAUUCAACAUUUAAUGAUGAUGAGGAAAUGAAAUAAAUUCUGCUGCAUGCACAUUGGGUAAUUACUCCUUUAAUAUGGCGUAUUAUAUGGAACCAAAUGUGCAGCUUAUGCUGUUACUUAAACGCUUACUUAAAUUAUUAAAAAAAAGUUAUGUUAAAUAGAAUAAAAUAAUAAAUAGAAG